UUGAACAUUGUAAUAUUUUUCUUUAUUUUCAGGUUUGACUGAAGAAAGUGAAAUACCUUUCUACGAGACUGAUGAAAUAAUUCACAAUGUCUCUAAGAUUUUUUCCGGUUUACAUCAACCAUAUCGCGGGCUCCGUCAACGCUGCCGAUCUCAGGAGCCUGUUCGCUAGGUUCGGUUCCGUGAUAGAUGUUGUCAUUGUCGACGAGUAUGGAUUUGUAAAUAUGAAAACUUGCGAGGACGCAUGUCUCGUAAUCCAAGAGCUCAACGGACGCGGGUUGCACUCAAGUCUGCUCCAUGUAGAUUUCUCCGAAGAGAUGAAACAGUAUCUUCUGAACCGAGGUGUCACAUUUAGAUGUACACCCGACCCUUACUCCGGGGUAGUGGGAGAACAGCAUCCCAAUUAUCCUUCAGGAGAAGGGAUAGUUCAACCUAACCUAAGUGAACCUGGAUACGGUUCCCUCAUGGAUAAUAAGGAGUACCUGGAUGAGAGAUUAAAGAUCAUAAAUGCAGAGCUGGCCAAGCUCAAGGAUUCUCCUAGUACAAGUGAGCCUAGGCCGAGAAGAUCAAAAUCAAGAGAUAGAUCUUAUCACAGAAAACGAUCUACAUCAAGAACCAGAUCACGAAGAUCAGGAUCCAACUCUAGAACACGGGAUAAAAGAUCAAAAUCAAGAAGAAGGAUUUCAAGAGAAGAUCUCUAUCAUGAUCGAAAUACUUAUGAGGGAGAAAUAUCAAGAGAUUAUGAUCAUGACCCAAGGCUCUCUGUGGACCGUGAAAGGAUAAGAUAUUCAGGAUCCAGAUCGUCUGGCCUACCUAGAGAAGGUUCAAGAUCAGAUCGGGAUUUAUUUCAUAGAAGAGAUUCUAUUCCACCAACUCGAGGAUCUAAUCCAGGCUUCUCUAACUCGAAAAGUAAAAGAAGAAGAAACAGAAGACGCCAUGUUGAACAUCUGAAUACACCUCAGAGAAAAUCCGCCUUGUCUAGACUUGGCGACAUAGUUCCGGCCAGCAGAGAGGAGGCUAACCUAUCGGAGAUCAGUGAUAAUGAGAUUAUCAAUCCAGAGGAGGAAGCAGAGUCAGAGCUUGAACUCUCGGACGAGUUCGUCGAGGAUAAUCAUCGUAGACCGAGCGGAGAGUUUGAGGACGGAGCAGAUAUUGAUCUGUCGAGGAAAAAUAUGAAAAUCCAGAUAAAUAUUGGAUCCAAGAAUAUGAACGAUAUGACUCGUAAGAUUAUGGUUGAUCUUGAGGAACAGACGAGGGUUCAACGGUUUAUGAUAAAGUACUGGUUUGUCUCGGAUACAUCUCCACAGUUCAGAGAGGAGAUCAAAGUUCUCAAGUUUGAGAGUCUCCACGAUCCUGAACCUCUCUCCGUGGUUGAAGUAGAAUGCACUGCUCCACAGGUUGAGGAAGCCUAUUCUCAAAUAUUAAAGUCCCUACCUGAGGAUACAAGUAUCUGUAUCUACAAUAGUGCUGGAGAGAAUAUUAAAAAUAAUGGUUCCGAGUACUCUAUCAUCCUAAUCAACAGAACCUUUCCUAGUAGCGUGGAACUACUGCUACGUGAGAGUGGGAUUGUAAAACUGCUGACCAAUAACGGUUCAACUGGUCGGGUACAGUUUGCAAGUAUUUGUCAGGAUCAUCUGAUUAAACUUAUCUUGGAUUUCCAGGCAGGGUUGGCAGGAGAGACAGUCUCCGCUACGUUUGCUGAUAUUAAAAGCCAGCUAUUGCUUGAGGAACUUAUCUUAAAAAAGAACCCUGACGCUAAACUCCGACAUAAACUGCAAAUGGAAGGUUUGGGAUUACAGAUAGAAGAUUCGAAAAGAUAUAGCAAAACAAAAAAGAGAAUAGUGUCUCUGAUGAAGCCCCACUGUCUGGUUUUGAACAUGGAAGUUGAAGGAAGCAGUGUGCAGAUUGAGAUACUCUCUACCAGGAAGGACGCCAUAGCUUUCUGCGUAGAGCUGACGAAUACAUUUCUAUUCGGAAACCGGAUCUAUCUCUCUGCUAAAUCUUCCAAGGAUAUCAGGUUCAAGGAGGAGGUGGAGAAGAUCCUGAUGGACAAGUUUGGGAACAGGUUGAAGGAGCUGGAGAACGAGAUCAUGAUAAACAUAAGAGAGGCGGAGGCAGAUAUAUCUACGGUGGAUAAAUCUAAAGUAAUCCGUGAGAUAGACAUGUAUGUGGAUGGGACGAGGAACAUGAUGGGACGGGACGGGUUCGAGGAGUUGUUUAACGAUUACGGGAUGGUGGUUCAUGAACACAGUAAACCGGAUCUUAGAUAUAGUUUCGUCACUCUCUUCUCCACAGAAGAGAAGGCGUUGAAGUCCUGCUAUGAAUUGACCGGAAGGAGGAUGGGAGAUAACAGUUUAGUUGUUGAAAUAUCUCAGAGAGAGCGUCACGAUCUCUCAAAUGAAUCCAAGGCUCUGGCCAAGAAGAAGUUAGCUGAGGUGAGAAAGAAGGAUCAGGAGGAGAGAGCACUAAUGAUGGAGAAUGAUGAUGGAACAAGUUUAAGAAAAUAUUAUCUCUACCUGGACGGAUUAACCAGUCCUAGAGAAAAGUAUGAGAUUGCCUCCUUGUUUGAACCCUAUGGUAAGAUAAUAAAGGCUCUGCCCAACGAGGAUAAGUACUACACGUUCGUAGAUCUCGAGACAACGGAAGAAAACGCAAUAAAUGCCGUUCUUAACGUUUCCGGAAUAGACUUUUUCGGAAACGCUCUUAAGGUUCAGUUCCGGAAGAACAAGGGGAUGACCAAGGUGAUAGAGAAGUUAACGGAACGGUUAAAAAACCCCAACCUUGCACUGAACACGAUGAACAGGAAGCGAGGGAUGGAUAUGUCGGUUCCUAUCGAGUAUCCUUCUCAGUAUACUAAGCAGAGUAAGGUUGAUAUACCAGAUUCAGUCAAGUCCCUGAUGAUGCCAAACCUAGAUGAUGACUCCAUCAUUCCCAGGCUCGAGUUUACGAAUCCGGUGAAAUCCUCGAGUAUCAACGAGAGUGCAGUCGAGAAUUUUGUCAAGAGUACACGCGAGCAGACCGAACAAUCGAUACACACAGAUACAAGAGGUGCGCGCUCCUGGGCCCAAUGGGCGCACAGAGACCAGGUGGAGGAGGAGGGAGUGAAGGAGAAGGUUGAUUUCAGCAAGUUGAGCGCGGAUUAUCUCAAAAAUAUCAUGGAAACUGUUUCUUCUUCAGCGGUUCAAACACAAGCAAAGGACGAGGGAGAGAAGGCGGUCCGUCAGUUUCACGUAGGCAGGUUGAACAGCAAUAUACGAGAAUAUGAUAUCAAGGAUCUGUUUGCUCGCUAUGGACAGAUCAAUAGAGUUAAUGUCAUCAAGUUCAGCACAGCAUUUGUUUUGGCGUAUAUGUCUGAGUUGAUGGCCGUGAAGUGUGUAUGUGAGCUCAACGGCGUUAUAGUCAAGGGAUCUCGACUUACAGUGGAAUUUACUAAGGGUUCGUACGAGGAGACGAGGAACUUCAAAGAGAAAUGGGCGCAAGAAAUAAAAUUCUUUAGUUCAAAGGAGCAUCAUGCUACCCUGGAUAUACAGAUUACUAUUCCAAAGAUGAAAAUAUCCGAGAUCGGAGAGGGUCUCAAGAACUUUGACAUGUCGCUUUCUCUCGACGCUGUUCACCCUUCUUUCCAGCAUCAAGGCCUAGAGCGUAAACAAGAUAACGAUGAGAGUUUCUCUGGUUUCCAAUCGGAGUUUACUCCUGUUCCUGCUCCUAGUUACUCAUCCAACCUUCUCCCCUUCUCUGGAACCCUGGCACCAGGAUACUCAUCCGGAUACCAAUCCUCCGCCUCACAAGGAUAUUCUUCCGCUCCCCCAGGAUCCGGAAACAAUACCGGCUAUGCCGCAGAUUUUUUCUCCUUGGCGGGUCGGCGGGUUUCUAACCUGGAGUCGAAUGAUUCCUAUUUGGCGGAUAUUCAGGGUAAAAUUCAUUCAAUACAGAAUAAGCAAAUCCUUCUGGAAUUCAACCUUCCAGGUUCAGGAGAGAAGGCUCUCGCCAAACUUAUCCCAGGUCAAAUGUAUUUGAACGGGAAACAAUGCCUCGGAUUCUCCAUCAAGUCCAACACCUACCAUUUGUGGCCAAACUUUGUCAAGGAUUUUCUACAGAUUGGGAAGGAGGUUUGGAUGGAUUUGAAAAAGCUGUCCACCAAGGAAAUGCACGACUCAAAGGACAGGGAGCGUGCCAUUCACUGGACAUGUCCAUUCGUUCGACUUCCAGGUUCAAGAUUGAGCGAGAAAGAUUUGACCAUCACUCGUCAAACUCAGAGCUCAGUGAUCACUACUGCAGUACUCAGACGGGUUUACUCAGGGUGGGGGCUUCUCCGCUCCAAGGAUCAGAAUAUCAUAUUCAAGAAUGAAAACCUGUUCCAUGAGACUGCUCCACUAACAGCUGAAUCCAACCUGACAACUCUGGAUCUUGAGAUCGGAGACACCCUGGCGGUCCAUGUCGAGGAGAACCAGGAGAAGAUCAAGGAGCUCGUGAGUAGUAUCCCAGAAUAUGAAAAGAACCAGGACUUGAAAGACAUAAAACUGUUUGCUAAGCUGGUGUGGCAUGUAACCGGAGAAGUUGAUCCAUGGGUCUACUUUAACCCAGACCCGGAGCAGAAGAUUCUCUUCCUAACUUCGAGUUCAACUCUUAAUAGACCUCUACCUGGAGAGAAGGAAGCUGAGCUGACGAAUAUUUGCGGUACUGUGGAGGAGAUACAUCUUCCUGCAGGAGGGAUUAUUACUAUCAAUGAUGAUAAGAUUAGAGAAUUAAAUCUCCCACUUCAAACACAGCAUCAGCGGAAAGUUUAUUUCCACAGAUCCCGCAUACAUCUAAACGGAACAAAAAUCCAAACUGAUCAAAGUUUGGAUACAGAACUAAUGCCGGGAGAUGAGGUUUCCAUUGAUAUUGUGCGGAACUCCCCCUACCCUUCCGACCCGCCCUACGUCAUGUCCGCGGCAUUCUGGGUAGCAGUCGCAGUAAGGGCCAACACAGUGGUCAGGGGGGUCCAGAUCGCUAAUAGACUCAGGAAAGAGGCAUCUGUUGGAUGUGAGGAGGGUAUAGAGCGUGCCCGUGUUGUUUAUCUCGCUCCUCCUGCAGAUCCUCUUUCCCCGGUGGUCAGUGGGACCGCGGUCAUUGACACAGGGGAGUUCCUCGGUCAGCGAGUAGAGUUUGAUAGAUCUGUUUGCUCUGCUUACAGUUUCUCAUUGGCUAAAGCGGAUCUUUCUCAUAUAAUUCAACGAGAUGAAGCUGUUUUUGUAAAACUAAAACCAUAUAACUCCUACUGUGUUGCCAAACUCUGGUUGGGAUUCUCAACUGGAUCAAGGAAGGAAGGGAGUCUGGAUCCUCAUCAGAUUGGGUUAAUGAAAGAGGAUCUGGAAAAGAAAGGAAUAAGUCAGGCUGGUUUUGAUGUUCUAGUCAAGGGGCAGUUUUCCCCCAGGCAAUUCCUACCGUUAUCUCGUCAGAGUAUCCCUGGGCAAGUAGUUUCUUUACACGAGAAGGAUGAUAUUGCCACCAGUGUAACCAUCAAGAGUGAUUCUGGUGACGUCAUAUCCGCGGAUAGGGAUAAAAUAUACGCUCAUGGACAUUGGUUGGGUCGCGCAGAUCUAGCAUAUUGUAUGCAAGCAGAGAGGGUUGAGUAUGAGAUAUCUCCAAGGUAUAGUGAAGAUGACCCGGAGUACGCCUGCUUGGUAUGGAUUGGAGAAAGACCAAAAUAUAUAGGGAUGUCUACAUUCCCCCAUAUAACCACGGAGUCAAGUAAACACUUGAAAUAUUGGUUGGCAAAGAAGGAUUUAGAUCUUCACUCAUUCAAGGCGCUGAUUGACGGAAUGCUCCCGUCUAAGAAGAAAACGGAGAGUGCUGCAGGAAUUAAAAAAUCUCAGGAUGAUCUCUCAUUAGAUCCGGAUACUCUGGCACAGGCUGCUCUGCUGCAGAAGAUGAAGAACCAGCUUGGAACAGACAAGGUGAUGAACCUGUUGAUGAAUAUGCUCAACUCUGGAACAGAUACACCAGGUUCCAGUUCUACUUCUGCUCCUCAGGAUUCCAUCUCAAAGAUGAAUCAGGAGUUCGUUGCUUCGUCCUCGUCAAAAAGGGAACCGGAUGCUUACUACUCUUCACAAUCCACAACUGCUUCCUACAGCAGUAGUCCUAAGGACGCAAAUACAGCAGCAUUCGAUAGAAACCAGUUCUCAGCUCCUAUAGUAGGACAACCACAUAUUAAAGCUGCCCCUCAGCCGCCGCAACAGCAGCAAGAAUAUCCAGGUCAGCAGCAGCAGCAGUAUGGAUACAAUCAACAGCUUCAAGGAUACUCCCAACCUGGAUAUAAUCAGCAACCUGGUGGAUACAUGCAGCAGGGAUACAAUCAACAACCUGGAUACACUCAGCAGCAGCAGGUUGGAUAUCCCCAGCAAGGAUAUAUGCAAACCCAGCAGCAGGCUGCAGCUCCGGUUUACAACUCCGGGUACAAUGAUCAGCAGAUGAUGAACCAGCAGUACAGUGGGUUCGGAUACCAGCAGUCCCGCACUACAGGACUGUUAGGACCUCCUCCUGGACCCCCUCCACCUCCUGGCAUCCCUUCAUUGAUGUCUACUCCAGGGUAUCCUGGAGCUCAGGGAGGGGUUAGACCAGUCAACAACAGGGUUGUUAACCAGCAACAGCAAGGAUUCCAACCAAUCUACUCUCCAUAUCAACCGCAACAGCAGUAUAGGCAACAACGUUGAAAACAGUCUUAUCAUGAAUUUCAGUUUUCUCACUAAACUUGUGAUUGAAUUUUAGCAUAUUUUUUCAGUUUUUUUAGUACCCAUGUAUCAUAAUUUGAAUAAAUGUCGAGCUUAAUGUUUUAAA
Molecule: messenger RNA, 6816 nt
Organism: Eurytemora carolleeae
Lineage: Eukaryota; Metazoa; Arthropoda; Copepoda; Calanoida; Temoridae
Exons: 31
Coding region: 87-6692 (2201 amino acids)
Biological process (GO): mRNA splicing, via spliceosome
Cellular component (GO): nuclear speck
Molecular function (GO): RNA binding
Source: RefSeq, a predicted model, not a curated record